AUGCCUGGAGCCCAAGUGGCGCCAGUUAUUGUUGAACAAACUGCUGUAAGUCACUUUUUUGCAUUUUUGAUAUAAAACGUAUGAUGUUUUAUACACUUUCGUUUUAUAAAAUUAAAUUUUAAUGUUAUUUCAAUUUGAAAAAUCUAAAUUUGGACUUUUGUUGAGUGUGUGUUAAACGGCAUUCUUGGGCUGAAAAAGCAAGUUUUAAGAGGUAUUUUGGAUAGGUUAUAGAUUGGAAAUGACAUUUUAUAAUUUAUUUUUGUUUUUCAAUUUAAACUUUUUGCCGUUUUGAAGCUUAAAAGUUAAACUUUAGGCUGUUUUUGGGCUGAAAACGCUGAUUUUUAAGAGUUUUUGGGCUAACAAACCUAAUUUUAUAUUAUUUUUAGGCUUCAAAAGUUAAAUUUUAAUUAAGUUAUAAAUUGUAAAUGUCAUUUUAUAAACUUUUUUGCUUCAGAAUGUAAAUUUUUGCCGAUUUUAAGCUUAAACAGUUGGAAUUUACGCUAUUUGUAAACUAAAAACCUCAUUUUAGGCCGCUUUUAAGAUUACAAGACUGACUUUAAACUCUUUUUAGUUUAAAAAAGCUAAUUUUAGUCAGGUUAUAGAUUGAAAAUGACAUAUAUAAACACUUUUUACAUUCAAAAUUGAAAAAAUCUAUAAUUUUUAGCAAAAACCAGUCCGAUUUGGCCUAAUUCGAACGCUUCGCAACAAUUUACAUUGGAAAUGUUUCGCUUCGACGUUUUUGAUCGAUGCCUGCUUCGCCUAUGUUGGAUGGUGCCACAUCAAGCCUUAUAUCUACAUAAAUGAGCCUGAGUUGAGGUAAGGAAUAUAAACAUGAUAAAUGGCAUUUUUUUCAAUUUUCGGGUGAGUCAAAAAAUUUAUGGAAAAAUCCACAGGGGGGGACCAAACUCACUUGUAAAGGUGCGUUCUGUGAACUUUUUGACCGGCUUGAAAAACGUUUUAAAAUGACUUUUCUAGGUAUACAAACAUCAUAAAUGAAAUUUUUUUCAAUUUUUUGGAAAUUCAAAAAAUUUAUGGAAAAAUUUACAGGGGGGGGACCAAGCUCAAUUUUAAAGCUGGGUUCUAUGAAUUUUUUGACCGAUAAAAAACUUUUUUAAAAUUAAUUAUUUAGAUAUAAAAUACAAGUUCUACGUACUUUUAGACCAUAUUUCUUUCAUUUUAUUUGUUUUUCUACGAACUUUUUGAUCUUUCAGUAAAGCCCACGGGCCCUGUGCCAAUGCCUAUCGCUACGUACCUCUUGGAUUUGCCGGUCUACUGUACAUAAUAUACCUAUUCGAAUGCUGGCACAACCGAAGCAAACUCAGCUGUAUACAAAGAGGUACUGUAACACAACUGUUGGAUCAAAUCGACCGGUUGAGGACUUCGACACCGGUCGUUUGGUGGAAAAGCAUCUGUUAUCACUAUAUUCGGAGGACGAAGCAUGUUACUAGGUAAGAUUUUUUUUGAGAUUAAGGGUUGUUUUUUAGAGUAUGGUUGAUUUUCCACAGGGUUUUUUUCAGGGCGGGGUGGAUUUUAAAGGUAGGAUGGAUUUUUUAAAAAGAGGCGAGUUUUUAAAAUAGGGCUGAUUUUAAAAAAAAGGGAAGAGGGUGCUAUUUAGGGCAGGGUAGAUUUCUUCAUGGUGGGGCAGUUUUUGUAUGGUGGGGUAGUCUAGGUUAGCGUAACGUAGGGUAAGGUAGGGUAGAAUAGGAUAGGAUAGUGUAGGGUAGGGUAGGGUAGGGUAAGGUAGGGUAGGGUAGGGUAGGGUAGGGUAGGGUAGGGUAGGGUAGGGUAGGGUAGGGUAGGGUAGGGUAGGGUAGGGUGGGGUAGGGUAGGGUAGGGUAGGGUAGGGUAAGGUAGGGUAGGGUAGGGUAGGGUAGGGUAGGGUAGGGUAGGGUAGGGUAGGGUAGGGUAGGGUAGGGUAGGGUAGGGUAGGGUAGGGUAGGGUAGGGUAGGGUAGGGUAGGGUAGGGUAGGGUAGGGUAGGGUAGGGUAGGGUAGGGUAGGGUAGGGUAGGGUAGGGUAGGGUAGAUGAAAACUAAAAAAUUGUACUUUAAGAUACCGUAACGGAGAUGCAGUGUCAGCAACCCAAGUAUACUAUGAACGUGUCAACUCUCACACUUCUGGCAAUGUCUUUAUGUACGAUGUUUGUGGAGUAAAAGACAUUUCUAAAGACGUAUAUGAUGUUGAUGACUUUCCUGUGGUAAAAGUCAGAUUCAGCAAAGGAUUUGUGUUUGCUUGUGUUCAAGCGGCUGAUGAGUUUGAAGAUCAACGGACACGGUUCUUCAAUGAAAAUGAACUACGGGACGAUUAUAUGGAGGCAAGUUAUUGUACCCUACCCUACUUUACCUUAUCCUACCCUACCCUACCCUACCAUACCCUACCCUAUUAUACUAUGUCUUAUUCUAUCCCCCUUUACAAUACUUCGUUUUGCUUUAUCUAGCCAUGAUCUGCCGUAUUAAAGCCUCACUGUUCAUUGUUUAUUGUAACUGGGGUACCAUACUCAUGAAAGAACACCAUACCUAUAGUUGACCUAAAAAAAGCCCGAUCGAGUUUCUUCCCAUUCAAUAUGCCAUCAGACCAAGACAAAUAUGAAACGCUGGGCCGGCUUGCGUGAACCUGACGGAACCGGACCUAGGUGGCUUAAACCAAUGCCCCAAGGGAACCGCUUAGAACCACUGAUCUCAAAACUUACUGUACCAGUGCCCUGACAUAGUUUUUUAAAUAAAAAAAAUUUUCAAUAUAAUUUUCCAGGUUCGAGAAGGCCUCGACUUUGCAGAAACCCGUUUCGUUGAGCGAAUGUUGAUAUUCGCUGAUGAAAACAAGAAACUGCCAUUUUAUAUGCGACCCGGGGUUUAUUGGACGUUCUGUUGUUUUUUAAUGGGUUGGCCAUUGAGAGUGUUUAUCGACUGGCGAACGGCCCACCUACAUUAUCAGGUCACCAAACUGUUUGGUACCAACUAUCUCAGGUUGGUUUUGCGCGCCAUUCUUUUUGCAUCAAGAUAAAAACCCCAAUUUUAAAAAAGAUUUUGAGAUACGCCAUUAUUUUUGCAUCAAAAUUGAAAAUUUGGUAAAUGCGCCAUUCUUUUUGCAUCAAACAUAGAAAUAAAGUGAAAUACGCCAUUCUUUUUGCAUCAAAGGUAAAAAUUUGGUGAAAUGCGCCUUUUUUGCAUCAAAAUUAAACAUUCGACCUUUUUUGAAAUUUUUAAUUUGAAAAUGACAUUUUCAGUCCAUCAAGCCUAAACUACACUGGACCUUUAACUCGUGCUUCCACCAUCGAUACGAUUGAUCUCGAACGUGCUCAUCAACAAAACUACCUCAUCGUGCCUAGCUACUCCGAAGCCGUUCUCAUGGAUCCUAUUCCUAAUAACGUAAGCUUAAACUACGUCUUACUUUAUAACUUAAGCCUAAAUCAUCUAUAUUUUAAAUAAUAAGGCCUUAAGUAAGCCUAAAACAUCUAUAUACCUAAUAUUGAGGCUUUAGAUAAGCCUAAAGUUAAGCCUAAAGUUAUAAAAAUGAAUGUUUUCAGUACAACUCAUCGAUUCGAAUCCGCCCAACCAAUAAUAACGAACAGACGAUCAUUUCCAAUUAUGGUGCUAUAGGUGAAGAUGAUAACAAUAAUGGCGACUUUUACAUGUACAGUAGAGAUUUGAAUCGGAAUAUUGUGCCUAGAAGUCGAUCUAUGUCGUCUUCUUUUAAGUAAGUACAUUAGCCCGGCUUGCCUUCCCCCGAGCACUACCUUACCGCAUCUAAUCUUACAAUACCUUUUCUUGCCUUUGCCCUGCCUUGUCUACCCUCCUUUAGCAAUGCCCUAGUCCUGCUCUAAAUGUGGUCCUGCAUGCCUGCCUUACUACCUUAUCCUACCCUAUCCUAUCAUACCCUACCUUUCACUCAAGUUAAUCUUAUAAAAAUUUCAGAUCCAGAGACUUCUCAACCCCAAUUCCAUCGGCCAAUCCACCGCCAUUACCUAGACCAUCUCAUUUCCCACCUCACAUUAGCUUCGGCAUUCCUCCACCCAGAUCGUUGUCAAUAUCUGGCACAUUCAAUGAUCAUAUAAACAGUCCUUACAACAAUAAUGAUGAACAACAGAGUCUGCUGAAUUCGUCGAGGGUAAGGUUUGAAAUUUUACUUUCUUUAAAGACUUUAGGCUUAAACUGAGUAAUCAAAGGUUUAAGCUCAGUAGAGUAACUAUGCUCUAAAAAAGCAUGUUUCGGGUUUCAGAAACUGUAAAAUAUGACAAAAUGUUAAAUCCCAAACUGUACGAUAACCUCAAAAUUGGGAGGCUUAGGCUUAGUAGGCUUAGGAGUAAGCUUAGGCUUGAUAACCGAAAGGCUUUUAAAGAUAGGUUUAAAACUGGACUUAUUAUUCUCUUCUUUUCCUAUCACUACAGUAGUCAUUACUUUCUUUCAGGAGCCCUUUGUAUCUACAGUAUUCCGUCCAAGUCCAGCCCCAAUCAACGAGCCUCCACCCCCAUAUGAAGUUGCCAUCCGAAUAUGUGCUCCAUUAUAUCAAAGAAUUCGACAAUCAGCCAAUGAUAGCAUCAGUUCGCUGCUGAACGUACUAUCCAGAUCAAGUUCGAAAGAUUUUCGAAUUCAAAAUGGGUUUGUCUACAGUAAUGUGGACGAGAAUAAUGAGGAUGACGAGGAGAAAGACAAACCAGGGUCCAGUAAAACCAGUCUGUAG
Messenger RNA from Bursaphelenchus okinawaensis, 4676 nucleotides. NCBI's taxonomy places the organism in Eukaryota, Metazoa, Nematoda, Chromadorea, Rhabditida, Aphelenchoididae. The record is from the annotation of a GenBank genome assembly.